Molecule: messenger RNA, 2271 nt
Organism: Bufo gargarizans (Asiatic toad)
Lineage: Eukaryota; Metazoa; Chordata; Amphibia; Anura; Bufonidae
Product: gastrula zinc finger protein XlCGF26.1-like
Exons: 7
Coding region: 316-1806 (496 amino acids)
Biological process (GO): regulation of transcription by RNA polymerase II
Molecular function (GO): DNA-binding transcription factor activity, RNA polymerase II-specific; RNA polymerase II cis-regulatory region sequence-specific DNA binding
Source: RefSeq, a predicted model, not a curated record
CAGUCCCAUGUAAAAUACAUCACCCCCUUCUCUUCAGACCCCUCUAAUAUACAGUCCCAUGUAAAACACAUCACCCCCUUCUCUUCAGACCCCGCUAAUAUACGGCCCCAUGUAAAAAUAUCACUCUUCUCCAAAAAGUGCCUUCUCUUGCAAAUCCGGAGGACCACCACAUGCAUGUGAAGUCCCGCCCCUUUUUAUGACAUCAUACCAGCCAAGAGAAACUCCGUUCUAGUCACUACCGUGAUUAAGAAUCACGUGAUUAUAUGGACGGACGGAUUACUUCCGGGGAUCUGUCCAGAUGAGCUCUCCUGCACAAUGGUCUUUUUCCUGACUGAUCCACCAAGGAUGGACGUGGACAGAAAAGAGAUGGCUGAGACGAUAUUGGACCUCACGCUGGAGAUCAUCUACCUGCUGACUGGAGAGGAUUACACAGUAGUGAAGAAAACAUCUGGUGGGUGUGUGACCCCUAGCCACUGUUCUUGUAUGCCAAAAGGAUGGAGCAAACACCAGAGCCCCACCAUGGAUCCCCCACCUCCAUCACUGGUACAUGAGAGAGACAAUGAUAAGAAGAUCCUGGAACUCGCCAACAAGAUCAUUGAGUUGCUGGCUGGAGAGGGUGAAGAUUUCACAGAUGUCAAAGUUGAGGUAAUAUCAGAAGAAGACGAUGAGAUGUACGAAACCAGCAGUCAGCGGUAUAAGGAGGAGGAAGUCCCUAUAGCGAUCAGUCCAGAUAGUCCAUGCAAUAGCAUUAUACCAGAGACCCGCUCAAGUGUUUCACAGGAUCAUCAGGAUGAAGAUCAGGAAAACUUGAAAGCUGAUGGUAAACAAAGUGAAGAAGAGACAUAUAUGAGCGAUGAUCAGCAUUGUAAAGAAGAGGUAAUUCCUGUAGUUAUCAGCCCAGAUGACUCAGAUGGGAGCACAGAAGGACAGCUACCUUUUAUUCCAGAUAAAGAAGCAGGAGAUUUCACAAAAAAUAAAUGCGGAGAACAUGUCUUCAUUGGCAAUCUAUCCUCAGUCUUUCACAACAGAAAACCAUCAUCUGAUCUUUUCAAGGAACAUUUUUCUGACCCAUCACAGAUUGUUAAUGAAAGUGCAGGUCACAGCACGGGUAAAAUGUUUACAUGUUCUGAAUGUGGGAAACAGUUUAAAAAGAACUUGAGUCUUUCCAUGCACAAGAGAAUCCACAAUGACGAGCGUCCAUAUUCAUGUACAGAAUGCGGGAAAUGCUUUACCAAGAAAUCUGUUCUUGUGGAACAUCAGAGAAUUCACACAGGGGAGAAACCAUUCUCAUGUUCAGAAUGUGGGAAAUGCUUUACCCAAAAGUCAUCCCUAGUUGAACAUCAGCGAAUUCAUACAGGACAAAAGCCAUUUUCAUGUUCAGAAUGUGGGAAAUGUUUUACUCAGAAAUCUGUUCUCGUUAAACAUCAAAGAAGUCACACUGGGCAGAAGCCUUUUUCAUGUUUAGAAUGUGGGAAAGGGUUUUCCCAGAAUUCAGAUCUUGUUAAGCAUCAGGUGACCCACACCGGGGAGAAGCCAUUUUCCUGUUUUAAUUGUGGUAAAUGUUUUGCACGUAAAGACUAUCUUGAAAGACAUCAGAGAACUCACAGAUUUAAGAAGCCAUUUGGAUGCUCGGUAUGUGGGGAAUGUUUCACACAAAUAUCAGAUCUUGUUGACCACCAUAAAAUUCACACGUGGGAAGGGUCGUUUUCAUGUUCAGAAUGUGGGGAAUGUUUUACACAGAUAUCAGAACUUGUUGACCAUUAUAGAAUUCACACUGUGGAGAAGUCAUAUUCAUGUUCGGACUGAAGGACCCAAAAAAUUUCCACAGAGCAGAAGCCGUUUUCAUUUCAAGACCUGUAAUCCGCUGUAGUACUUCCGAAAUACAGGAUGAGGCUGUUUAAUGUUCAAGAUGUUAGAAAAAUGUUUCUGUAAAAUCAGAUGAUGUUACAACUCACAGAAUAUAAGUUUUUUGUCCUAAUAUUUAAAGGCUAUGUACACCUUUGGGGGCAAUUUUUCUUUAUUAUUGUAUUAUACUCAUUUUGAACUAAAAAUUAUGUUUUCAAUUGGUCUUUAUUAACAAUAUGGAAUCCUUUUUGAGAUCUGAGAUGCUGUAGUUGCUGCCUGUGGAUUUUUUGUCUUAUCCAUCAUCUGGGAAGCAGAUGGACUCCUUAUCUCUGCUUUCUCACAUUAUAAACACUCAUUAAAGCUCAAUCCUUUUCUUACUGAGAAGAAUGUGGCUUAAAUAAGUGUAUAUGACCUCUUAGUAGUUUA